Trichoderma atroviride IMI 206040 is the source of this 1554-nucleotide messenger RNA. RefSeq lists its product as uncharacterized. Gene Ontology annotation, molecular function: monooxygenase activity. NCBI's taxonomy places the organism in Eukaryota, Fungi, Ascomycota, Sordariomycetes, Hypocreales, Hypocreaceae. The record is from RefSeq and is a predicted model, not a curated record.
AUGACAAUUCCUGGAAAAUGCACGGUCCUCGUCAUUGGCGGGGGCCCAGCCGGCUCGUACGCUGCCUCUGCUUUGGCAAGAGAGGGCAUUGACACGGUCAUCUUGGAGGCUGAUAAGUUUCCACGAUACCAUAUCGGAGAGAGUAUGCUGGCGUCGAUGCGCCACUUUCUCAGAUUCAUUGAUGUAGACUCAGAGUUUGACAAUUAUGGAUUUACGAAAAAGGUUGGCGCAGCUUUCAAGCUAAACCCUAGAAAGCGGGAAGGAUAUACAGAUUUUCUUGCUGCAGGCGGCCCUGAGAACUAUGCUUGGAAUGUAGUUCGAUCAGAGGCAGACCACCUGCUUUUCAAACACGCUGCAAAGAGCGGCGCAAAGGCAUUUGACGGCGUUCAAAUCAAGAAGAUUAAUUUCGUUGACGCUCCAUACAAAGGGUCAGGGGAACUGCCUCACGAGUAUCCCGGCCGACCUGUUUCAGCGACCUACUUGCGAAAGGAUGAUAACACCAUUCAUGAGAUCAAAUUUGACUACAUUGUUGAUGCAAGUGGUCGUGUGGGAUUGCUCAGCACAAAACACUUGAAGAAUCGUAGAUACAACCAAGGUUUGAAGAAUGUUGCUAAUUGGGGAUACUGGAAGGGUGCAGGUGCAUAUGGAAAGGGGACGCCGAGAGAAAACUCUCCAUUUUUUGAGGCAUUGCAAGAUGAAAGCGGCUGGGCGUGGCUCAUCCCAUUGCACAACGGCACUGUCUCCAUUGGCGUUGUUAUGAAUCAAAAGAUGUCUGCUGAGAGAAAGUCGCAGAUGGGCUCUCCUGACUCCAAGACAUUUUAUUUGAACUGUCUCAAGGAGCUGGCGCCUGAUCUCAGCAAGCUCAUGGAGAAUGGAGAGCUCAUCACAGACAUCAAAUCUGCUUCGGACUAUUCGUACAGCGCUUCAGGCUACGCUAUUCCCCACGCUCGAAUCGCUGGAGAUGCUGGCUGUUUCAUUGACCCGUACUUUUCUUCUGGCGUUCACUUGGCUUUUGUCGGUGGCCUGUCUGCAGCCACUACUAUUGCGGCGGCAAUUAGGGGAGAUUGCUCCGAAGAAGAGGCAGCCGACUGGCAUUCCAAGAAAGUUGCCGAUAGCUAUGUCCGCUUCUUGCUGGUCGUCCUGAGCGCCUAUAGACAAAUUCGAGCUCAAAAUGAGCCGGUGCUAAGCGACUUCGAUGAAGACAACUUUGACCGCGCGUUUGCCUUUUUCAGGCCUGUGAUUCAAGGGACAGCGGACGUGGAUAGCAAGCUAUCCCAGGAUGAACUCUCCAAAACUCUCGAGUUUUGCAGCAACGCUUUUGAGCCUGUCAAGCCCGAAGAUCGCUCAAGCAUGCUGGAGAAGCUCGGUCAGAAUCCAGAUACAGCGUAUCAGGUUGACCUUUCUCCUCAGCAGCGAACUGUUGUAGAUCACAUUCGGGCUAGGCAGAUGAUGAGAACAGAGGAUACCAUGAACAUCAAUAGCUUCGGAACCGACGCAAUCAAUGGAUUUAUUCCCACCCUGAAGAAGGGAGGUCUUGGUCUUGUACGCGCCUAA